AUGCUGGAAAAACUACCCCGCGAGCUCCGAGACAUGAUCUACCUGGAGCUGUACCAAGAUAGUCAGGACGAACCAUUCGAGAUCGUGGACAAUAGUACCAUACAUCCACACGAUAACUCGCAUGAAUUCGAGCCUAUCGUCAAAGCCUAUGAAACUCCGUACUGGAUGAUAGAGGACGAGGUUGGAUAUGAGUUUGCAAAAGAAGCGGUAGAGACCUGGUACAAGCACGUAUCUCUUUCGGUCGACGUAAAACUUCUGCCACAGCUCUUGCAAGACGAAGAUGGAGUGCUGUAUAACAAUGGAGCACCGUCCGUUCCCACACAUAAAUUCCUCAGGAAGCUGCAAGUCGUCAUUGGGCCCGCGUCAACAUCGGACUCCUAUUCCGGCAGACCAGGAGGUCGAGCAGUCCACAUCCAACAAACAUGUCAAUCGCUCUCUGCUCUGUCGACGGAGGCGAGCGUCGCGCGAAAGAAGGAUUUUGAGCUGCACAUCGCCUUCCGACGGGUUUCGGUCUAUGAACGUCUAAGCUACAUCAAUGCGGUAUGCCCAGUGGUCUAUGGCUUGAAGACUCAGGGCUUCAUGGUGACGAGUAGCCAAUCUAUCGGAAGAAGGAUGGUUCGGAUAUGUGAUGAAGAGGUCUGUAUGUGCAACGGCCGUAGGAUUGGAGAGAUGGUAUGGGCACAUACCAUGGAAGAGGAUUGGUUCAACCGCUCUUAA
This is a messenger RNA of Alternaria arborescens, 717 nucleotides long. RefSeq lists its product as hypothetical. NCBI's taxonomy places the organism in Eukaryota, Fungi, Ascomycota, Dothideomycetes, Pleosporales, Pleosporaceae. The transcript has a single exon. The coding region runs from base 1 to 717 and encodes 238 amino acids. The record is from RefSeq and is a predicted model, not a curated record.